This is a messenger RNA of Penicillium vulpinum, 660 nucleotides long. RefSeq lists its product as uncharacterized. NCBI's taxonomy places the organism in Eukaryota, Fungi, Ascomycota, Eurotiomycetes, Eurotiales, Aspergillaceae. The record is from RefSeq and is a predicted model, not a curated record. The coding region runs from base 1 to 660 and encodes 219 amino acids. The transcript is spliced from 4 exons.
AUGAAGGGUUUGAUUCCUAAUGCCGGAUGGGUAGUAGACCGGUUGGUGGAUAAAUCCGCCGACAGUUUCUCGACUUUGAAUGUACAAAUACUGAGAAGCUGGAAUCUCCUCUGGCCCCAUUCACUAAGCUACCAUAAGCACAAGGGCCACCAGCGCUCACUAGUCGGGCUCUCCAACAAGGAGAAAUGUGGUGAUAAACGGCCUUCCUCAAUGGAGGUUUUUGCGAUCGCCGUCUUAACCCACCAAGAAAUGACCAAGGUUGAUCGGGAAAAUAAGCAUCGGUCGGAUGAGAGUCGGUCGGACGAGUGCUACUUUACUUUCCCGAAUUUAGUAUUUCUGAUGGACAAAUUUGGCGGAUGCCGUAUGUUCCAAUCCUAUUUUGAUGGCAAGUUUCAUGUCCAAUUCUCGGAGCUCCUAGAUCUAGUAGGACAUAUGAUUGCUGUGCCUGCUUACGGGGAAAAGUACUUUGAUAUUGUUGACAGAAAAGACUUUCUGAAAAGACUUUCUGGAGAAGUUGAACCUGCUUCUCAAAUGGGCAUGGCCUAUUCCACAAUGAAAUACCGUUGCGAAUAUUCCAAAAAUCUGUGGCAAUUGAUUUGCUGGGAUUGUUUUCCUUCGCUGAUCUUGCUGGAUAUCUUGGUUUGCUUAUUUCAAGGUUGA